CAAUGCGAAUUGAAAAAUGUUAUUUUUGUUCGGGACCGGUGUAUCCCGGACACGGCACAAUGUUUGUACGGAACGACUGCAAGAAUUUCAGAUUUUGUAAAUCAAAGUGUCUCAAAAACUUCAAGAAGAAGCGCAACCCCAGAAAGACCAGAUGGACCAAGGCUUUCAGAAAAGCGUCUGGCAAAGAGUUAACUGUGGAUAACUGUCUGGAAUUCGAGAAGCGCAGAAAUGUGGCAGUCAAAUACCAGAGGGCUUUGUGGAGCAAGACUGUGGAGGCCAUGAAGGUGGUGGAGGGAAUCAAGCAGAAACGACAGGCGCGGUUCAUCUUAAACAGAUUGCGGAAGGGCAAGCAGCUGGAAAAGGAGGAGGCAAUACAAGAAGUAAAGAAGAACAUUCACUUGAUCAAAGCUCCUCAUGCAGGCAAAGCCAAGAUUAUGGAGGAAAAGAUGGUGCAGAAAUUACAAGAAGAUGUGGAAAUGGAUGAUUGAUUGGAUGCAGAUCAAAUUGGUUCUCUUAGCAAGUUCUCUGUUGAAUCGUUGAGACCUAGAUGACUCUUUUGGAGACUAACUUCAGAAAACACUCUAAACAUGUUUAGAUCCCCAGACUUCUUUUCAAACAGUGCCCAAUCCUGUAGGAAUAUAGAAGACUCCAGGAAUGACUAUAACCUGACCCACGGAAGCCAUGGUAUUAAAAACUUUCAAAACCAUGGAACUAAAUAAAAUGAUGUAUGUUGUCAAAUGCCGUAUUUGAUUAAAUCUUGUCCUACAAAA
Messenger RNA from Hypomesus transpacificus, 770 nucleotides. It is a transcript of the gene rsl24d1, whose product is annotated as ribosomal L24 domain containing 1. The coding region runs from base 3 to 488 and encodes 161 amino acids. The transcript is spliced from 6 exons. Gene Ontology annotation, biological process: ribosomal large subunit biogenesis. The record is from RefSeq and is a predicted model, not a curated record. Gene Ontology annotation, cellular component: nucleolus. NCBI's taxonomy places the organism in Eukaryota, Metazoa, Chordata, Actinopteri, Osmeriformes, Osmeridae.